This is a messenger RNA of Dioscorea cayenensis subsp. rotundata (Guinea yam), 719 nucleotides long. Its product is annotated as rapid alkalinization factor-like. The transcript has a single exon. NCBI's taxonomy places the organism in Eukaryota, Viridiplantae, Streptophyta, Magnoliopsida, Dioscoreales, Dioscoreaceae. The record is from RefSeq and is a predicted model, not a curated record. The coding region runs from base 75 to 461 and encodes 128 amino acids.
CCUCUCUUUACUCAUCUCUCCUCCUCUCCUUCUCCAUAAGGAGAAAGGGAAGAAGAGGUCUUCUUUAACUCACCAUGGCUCUCCGAAUUAUGGUUAUACUCCUCCUAAUCACUGUCGCCUUUACCACCAAGUCCUCGGCCGGAAAAAUAACACCGAUAACCUUCACUUCUCUGGCCGAAGCUGAUGGUGGCCUUAAUGAAUCAAAAACAUGCAAUGGGAUCAUCGGAGAUUGUGUCAGUGAAGAGGAUGAGAUGAACAUGGACUCUGAGACUAACCGAAGAAGCCUAAUGUAUGCUCGGCGAGGCCGAGCAAGCUACAUCAGUUAUGGUGCUCUUAUGAAGAACAGAGUGCCAUGCAAUCGCCGGGGAUCUUCUUACUAUAAUUGCCGGAAAGGGCGCCGUGCUAACCCUUAUAGACGUGGAUGCAGUGUUAUCACUAAGUGUGCAAGGUAUCUUAAGUGAUGAUGAGAGCUUGACAGAGGGAUCAGAAGAAGAGUUUGGGAUGAAUAAUUAAUGGAAGCAUGAGCUGAUGACGAUGAUGAUGGUGAUGAUGGUGAUGCAUGAUGAAGAAGACUAUUGUUUGGAAUUUUUUUUAGCUAAAUAAAUGGGAGUUAUAUGUGUAUUUGUAUUUGGCCCUAUAUAUGUCAUUCAUACAACAUUCAUUUACUGAUAUGUUGUUUGCUUUAUUGUGUUGUUUUGUAAUUGUUUGUUCAAGAUGUU